Messenger RNA from Labrus mixtus (cuckoo wrasse), 1769 nucleotides. It is a transcript of the gene rbm34, whose product is annotated as RNA binding motif protein 34. Lineage: Eukaryota; Metazoa; Chordata; Actinopteri; Labriformes; Labridae. The transcript is spliced from 11 exons. The record is from RefSeq and is a predicted model, not a curated record. Gene Ontology annotation, molecular function: RNA binding. The coding region runs from base 179 to 1462 and encodes 427 amino acids.
GAGAUAAUUCGCAGUGGGACGGUCGUGAUUCUGAAGUAGAAACGUGUGAAAGUGCGGCAGCGAUCAUGUAAUCUCAGUCUUGUUAAAUUUGUGUGUUUACGCUUCAUUUUAUCAAAUAUAUUUACUGCUGACACUGAACACACCGGAAGUUCGUCUUUGAGUGACUCUGGAAGAAACCAUGAAGAAGAAACUGAAACAGAGCGAAGAGGCGUCGCCGGGACAACAGUCAGACGACUACGUGGUCGGUCUGGUGUCGGGAAGUUUGUUCCAGGAGAGUUCUGCAGCCUCUGGAUCAUCGCUGUCGUCUUUGUUCAGCACCGCUGCACCGGCUGCAUCUGUGCUGUUCCAGCCUGCUCCCCAGCCUGUUCAGAAGAGCGCAGAAGAAAAAGAGCCGCAGAAAGAAGGUGCGGAGGUGAAACCUCUCGGUCAGCAGAAGAAGAAGCAGAAGACGCUGAAGGAGAAAUCAGAAGCUGAAGAGAAGCUGGAGAACAGGGAGAGCAGUUUACUGAACGCAGACGAGGAAGAGCACGGGCAAGAGACGUCGGUGAAGAAGAAGAAGAGGAAAGCUCCGGAGCCGGGCGAGGAGAACGACGUGGAGAAAUGGGUGAUGAAGAGACAGAGAAAGAGAGACAUGAAGCAGGAGGACGCGGUCAAGACCAAGAGGACGGUGUUUGUAGGGAACCUGCCCGUCGGCUGCACCAAGAAGACUCUGCAGAGUCUCUUCAGGGAGAAAGGAUCCAUCGAGACCAUCCGGUUCCGCUCCGUGGUGCGAGAGGAUCCGUCCAUAUCCCGUAAAGUCGCCGUCAUUCAACGUAAAGUCCAUCCCAAGAAGCAGAGCAUCAACGCCUACGUGGUGUUUAAAGACGAGGAGGGCGUGGCCAAGGCGUUGGAGAGGAACGGCAUGGAGAUCGAGAAAGACUUUCACAUCCGCGUGGACCGAGUGACGGACAGCUCGGCGCACGACCACAAACGCUCCGUGUUCGUGGGGAACCUUUCAUUUGAGAUAAAUGAGCUGGCUGUUCGACGACACUUUGAGGAGUGUGGUGCCGUGGAGGCGGUCCGGUUGGUGCGAGACCAGAACUCUGGACUGGGGAAAGGAUUCGGCUACGUGCUCUUCGAGAGCGCUGACUCGGUGCAGCUGGCGUUGGAGCUCAAUGGCACCAAACUGGAGGGCCGGUCGGUCCGGGUGAAGAGGUCGGUGAAGAAGGAGAAGCUGAAGAAAACUGACGGCAAAGGAACCACGGGGAAGGCCGGCAGGGGCCCCGCCAAGGGCCCCACAAAGGGCCCAAUGAAGGGUCCUUUUAAGGGCCCGGGGAGGGAGCGAGGAGGCUUCAAGAACUUCUCUGGAAAUCAGCAGAAAUUGCCCAGAAGCUCGGGCUCCUUCAAAGGAGAGAUGACGGAUCCGAACAAAAAGAUUAAAAAGAAGAAGAAAGUGAAGCCCAAUAAGAAGGUUCAUAUCUGACGUCUGAGGGGGGGGGGACGCCAUGAUGCCGCUCUUUCUGCUGUAAAUGGACCAAUAGGAGAGCAGCAGCAAGGUGUUCCAGACGGAGUGAUCUGGAGGUUUUAGAGUUGCAGUGAAUCCUGUUUGUUCAUCGUUUGUCUCCAGGAAGGAUUCAACUUUUCUACUCUGAACAAAAUAAAAAUGUUUUCAAGGUAACGGGUUUGAAUCCCGCUCAUGACCUCUUUGUCCCGCUGUUGUAGGGAUCGUGUUGAGUCUGUUUUCAGAUAUCUGUCAUUACUAAAGAUAAUAAAUCACAUUUCACCUAAAA